CUUUCAGUCCCUUUGUCUCCAACUCCUUGUUUCUAAUAAAACUAAGCUUAACCCACCAACCCUAACCUCUCUUAAUUUCUCACUUUACCCAAAAUGACUAUGAACCCUUUAUUCUCAUGCACUAAUAGGUCAUAGCAAAGAAAAAAACAACAACAUUGUAUUCUUAUAUUAAAACCAAUGCCCUGACAAAUGAAAUCAGUUCAUAAAAAACCCUUUUACAGAUCUCAAGUUUUUCACCCAUAGUUAUUGUUAUGGCUCUCUUUACCAUGCCAAAACACAAACUCCUUGCUUUCACUCUUCUUAUCAUCAUAAUCUUCUUCUUUUCAGGAAUAUGUAAGGCAGAAGACAAUAAUAAUCCAACAGAAAUGUUUCAGAAAGCCUUGUUUUGUUUCAAUAACAAGUUUAUCUAUGCUGGUUGUGAUAAGACAUAUAGAUUGAAUGAAGGUGGAAAGCUUAAUGUGCCUCCUCAAGCAGUUGAGUUGUUCUGUAAUGGACCUUGUUUGGCUGAGACAGAGUUAGUCCUCAAUUGUGUUGACAAUAUUUUCUCGAACUUCUUAUUCUAUAAUAAGGCAACUAUAGGAGACAUAAGGGGUGCUUUAAACGUCGGCUGCACUGAACACCGCAAAGGGUUAUUCAAUUUCCAAGGGUUUCCACAAGGUAAUUUUGGAGGAUUUCCACAAGGUGAAAUAAGCCAUGGAGAGAGGCCGAAGAUUUCAAGUGUGGUUUAUGCAUUGAUACUACUAAUUAGUGGAAGCUUUUGCUUCUUUUUGUAAUUCUGAUAUUUAUUUUCUCAAUCAAAUGAAGAACUACAACUACUACUUAAAAAUCUGUAUUCUUCAUUUUGUAAUUUAGAUUAAUGUAUGACAUUUGUAUACUACUGCUUUUCACUU
Molecule: messenger RNA, 890 nt
Organism: Cannabis sativa
Lineage: Eukaryota; Viridiplantae; Streptophyta; Magnoliopsida; Rosales; Cannabaceae
Exons: 4
Coding region: 252-773 (173 amino acids)
Source: RefSeq, a predicted model, not a curated record